AUGGAAGGGAGUGUGAAAGAAACUGGUUCUUUCGGGACUUUGAAUAACAUCAAGCACAAAAAGCACAAGAGAUGAGAUAUUAAAAUGCAUCCCCUAGAACUUGGAAGCUUGGGACAAAGCUAUAAUGAUGGUACCAACAGUAGCCGUGCAAAAUUUAAUAAUAUCAAACACAAAAGAUUACAGUCAAUGCAUGGAAUGCAGCAAGUUUCCUCUAUGAGAACUUUAAAUUCUCAAAAUGAUUCUCAGUCAAAACAUUUAAGAACAAUGACUGAUGCAAAUGAGCUUGACACAAUGAGUGGAGAAAUUAUGUUUCAUCCAAAUUACACAAAGUCUUCAGCAGGCUUAAUCAAUCAAACUUACGAAAAUAGUGAACAUCCAGUUGAAAUUAUUAAGGAGGUAACAGUUAAUCAGGAAGGAAUGAGUAAUGGGCUUGAAAGAUUUUGUACAACUUAUGCUGACCUCCAAACUGCAUCUCAUCAAAGGAGCGAUUCUGUUGAAAGCCAAGUUCUCUACUCUCUUGCUUCAACUAAAAAUCAGGAAGGAGGAUAUCCCUCUAUACCCAAUUUAAAACAAGGAGUUGGUUCAGAGGAGGACCAAUAUGAAUCUGCAUUGAGAAAUCAGAUUAAUCUUGAAUCCAAACUGGUAGAAUAUAAAAAUAAGAUCCAAAUGUUCGAAUGCUCUUCCAAGACAGUAAAUAAAAAGUACCAAGAGCUCCAAAAGAAAUAUUCAGCAUUAGAGAAAGAAUCGGCUUCUCUCAAAGGAACCCUAAAGAAGGUAGAAUCUGAGAGACUAAAAAUCUCUGAGAAGUGGGUUAAAUGCAGCUCUAAAAACAAGCAAGAUACCGUCAAGACAAAGACCAGGAAUGAUGAGCUUUCCAAGCAGCUGAUGGAGACUCUUGAGAAGGUUGACAACAUGUCUAGAGAGAACAAUCUUCUUAAGAAGAGUAAUGAUGAGAUGAAGGAAAUCAUAAAUUCACACGUUACUAAAAUUAAGGCAUUAAAAUCUAAGAAUAAGCAUCUUAAGAAGGAAAAGGAAGAAAUCGACAAUGCAGCUGAAGACCUCUUUGAAAGAUGAAAAAUGUAUGAAUCUCAAUGUGAUGAACUUCUUAAGUACAAGGAAGAUGCAGAACAGAUAGUCGCCAAUGAGUUACAAGAGAAAGAUAGAAAAAUUAUAUACUUGAAACAGGAAAAGGAAGGAUAUGAACAAAAACAAGAGGAAUUACAACAUGAGCUUCGAUCAAUGCAAGCUGAAAUUGACUUAUUGACAAACCAGAUAGAUGUCUCAGAGAUUAUCUCAGAGCAAGGAUUUGCUCCUGCUCAUGCAAUGAUAAAUGGGGAAUUAAUGAUUGCUAUUGAAGACUUAGCAAAGGAUAUCGGAUAUAGUUUGAGCAACAGUAUGCAUAGAAAUAAUAAUGAGAUUGAAUGAGCUCUUGAGGUCUCUGAAAUGGCCCCAUCUAAUGAAGAAUUGCUCCAAAUAAUUCAUAAAGCUUCUUCAAAAAUCAGAGAAUUGAGAGAGCUCAUUGAAAAUUUAAGCAAAAAGUUAUGCAUCAGUGAAAACUCAGAAAGCUUAAAAUAUGGUAAACUUAAGAAGACAAUAGAGAAAUUGAAAAUGGAUAAUAAGAGACUAUUCAAUGAUAAAAAUGAAUUAGAAAAUCAGUUAAGCCCCUCUUCAAAGCAACCUCAUGAGUUUUACCAGAGUAUGAUACCGAAAGCACCUGGGACAAAAUCUUCAAAUUUCUUUUCGAAGCAUAAGUUGAGACCUUCGAGUAAGAAGAAUUUGAAAACACCAGGUCAUUACUCGAAGGCUUCCAUUCUACAAUGAACUAGUCAGAGCAAUUUGAAAAACCUAAAAAUAUUAAAGCAGAAGAUGACUUCUCCACAUCAUCGAAACCAAUCAGAACAAGACAAGUUUAGUGGGGUUCCAUUCAAGACUUACACCCUUCUACAAAAUUCAACUGAGCCAGUAUCUCCAUCAGAUGGACAACCAGGGAAUAGGAGGCAUAGAAAAAUGGCAAAUCUUGUUCCAGAGAAGUUAAUUCCUCAGAAGACCCUUGAUAUCAGGACUAAGGAAGAUCUUAGGCAUGGGCUAGUCGUAUGGAAUAAGGAGAAUGUUCCAACAAAUGUAAAGAAACAUAGGAAGGCAGGAAGUACAGUAAACCAGAGCUCUAAACCACGCUCAAGACAUACUAAUUCGAUGAUUGAUUUUAGAGUUUUAAAAGCUAAUAGAGAAUAAUUACAACAUAUU
This is a messenger RNA of Moneuplotes crassus, 2244 nucleotides long. The record is from the annotation of a GenBank genome assembly. Lineage: Eukaryota; Ciliophora; Spirotrichea; Euplotida; Euplotidae.